This is a messenger RNA of Passer domesticus (house sparrow), 3109 nucleotides long. It is a transcript of the gene GCHFR, whose product is annotated as GTP cyclohydrolase I feedback regulator. Gene Ontology annotation, biological process: negative regulation of biosynthetic process. The record is from RefSeq and is a predicted model, not a curated record. The coding region runs from base 1459 to 2358 and encodes 299 amino acids. NCBI's taxonomy places the organism in Eukaryota, Metazoa, Chordata, Aves, Passeriformes, Passeridae. The transcript has 3 exons. Gene Ontology annotation, cellular component: nucleus; cytoplasm. Gene Ontology annotation, molecular function: GTP cyclohydrolase binding.
GAGCGGGACACAGGGACAGGGACAGCGGGACACCGGGACAGGGACACCGGGACACAGGGACACCGGGACAGGGACAGCGGGACAGGGACAGCGGGACACAGGGACAGCGGGACAGGAACACAGGGACACCAGGACAGGGAUAGGGACAGCGGGACGGGGAUGGGGACAGCGAGACGGGGACACCGGGACACAGGGACACCGGGACACAGGGACACCGGGACACGGGGACAGGGCUGUUGUAGUGGGGGAGCUGGGCAGAGCUGGCUGUGGGGCUGUGGGCACAGAGCCGGCGGGUUUUGGGGUGAGGUAAAUGGAUUUGAGGUGGAACAGGCCAAGGAGACAGGAAUGGCCAAGCAAUCAUGCCAGGCAUUUGGGGCUGGAAUCCUCCCUUCUGCGGGAAACGUGGUGGGAUACCCCAGGAAGAGCUUCUUUAUCCCAGAAUUAUUGAAACUAGAAAUUGCUUUUUCUGGAAGGAUUCCUUAGGGAAAGGUGCCAGUCAGGAGAGGGAAAACCCUCCGUGUGUGCUCCCUGCUCCUGGGGGUUUGGGCAGAGCCAAAGAACCUUCUGCUUCCCUUUACCUGAAUUAUUGGGAGCAAUUCCGAGCCAGCCCAGUGCAGGGAGAGCUGGGAGCAGCCAGCUCGGAGCCACAGGGUGAUAAUGUGCCUUGGGAUGAUGGAUGAGAUCUGGCUGCCUCCCAGGUUUUGGUAUCUCCUCCAGAAAUUCAAUAUUAAAGUGUUAUGUAUAGCUCUGCUCUCAUUUCCCUCUUUUUUCCUUCCUAUCUUUUUUUGCCCAGGAAAGAGCCACAUAAGAGUCAGAGGCAGAGCUAGGCAGGCUGCCAGAACCCUGGCUGGUUUUCCUUUAAUUUCUGGAAAGGUCUGGGUUUCAUACCCAUAUAAUUCCCUGCGUAACCACAGAGCACACGUGCCCAGCAGAGGUCCAGAGGGGUCAUGGAUUUUGGGAAUUCUGUCAAAAUCCAACCCAGCAGGGUGAAAUGUGCCCUUGGUUCAUUGGGCAACAGGUUUGCACUGGGACAGGAGAGCAGUGAGCAAACAUUCCAGCUGUUCCAGGACUUGGGGAAGAGGCUCUGCUGGGGAUGGGAAUGAUCAAAACAAGCUGAUGUUUAACCCUGGGGGGAGGUAUCCCACAGGGAACUCCGAAUGGACACACUGGGAUUUGUGGGACGUGCUUUGGGGAGAGACCAUCAGCCUCUGGGGUUUCUUGUGUGUCACCAAAGCACCAACAAGUCAGUGACAAUGUCAAUAACAACAAUUAACAGCAACAACAAUAAUAAUUAUAACAACAACAACAAUUAAUAAUUAACAACACAUCAAUAAUAGUGGAUAUGCGGCGCCUCUGCCUCCUGGUCUCAGGAAAUGGGACUUCUCCAAUUAUGAAGGAAUUUAAACCCCCCAUGUUCUCAGAUAAUAACAGUAUAAAAAGAGAUUAUUUUCCAAAAAAAUGUUGGUAAUGCUGAACAAUCCUGCUUCAGGGGAAUGUUUGGUCAGACUGUGGGGUGGGAGUGGGAAUGCUCCGCAGGGCCCACCUGCCUGGCUCCUGCUCCACCAUCUCCCAGUCCUCACUCCCUGCUGUUAUUUCCUGGACCUUUAUCUCCCUGCUAUUAAUUUCCGUUUUCUUCGUCUCCCUUAUCCACCAUCUCCCUGUCCAUCAUCUCCCAGUUCACUGCCUCACUGCUCGUCAUCUCCCGUCCUACAUCUCCCUGUCCUCCACGUCCUGCAUCUCCUCUCCUGCUCCAUCCUCUCCCUUCUCAUCAUUUCCUGUCCUCUCUCUCCCAGUCCAUCAUCUCCUGCUCCAUCCUCUCCCAUCCUGUCUCCCAGUCCAUCCUCUCCCGUCCUCUGUCUCCCAGUCCAUCCUCUCCUGCUCCAUCCCCUCCCUGCUCCUCACCUUCUGUCCCCUCCUGCUCCAUCACCUUCCAGCCCGUCACCUCCUGCCCACCCCGUGUUGGGAGGGCAGUGCCGAGAUCCCGAGGGAUCCAUCGGAGCCCCCCGAGCCCUCCGGGAGCUUUCCCCCCGCCGCCCGGGGGCGGGACCGGGGGCGGCCCCGGGCAGGUGCCCCGGGAGCGGCGGCGGCAGCGGCGGAGCGGAGAUGCCGUACCUGCUCAUCAGCACCCAAAUCCGCCUGGAGGCUGGGCCCACCAUGGUGGGCGACGAGCACUCGGAUCCCCACCUGAUGAGCAUCCUGGGGGCCACAAAGAGGAGCACGCUGGGGAACAACUUCUGUGAGUACUACGUGAACGACGCCCCGCGCCUGGUCCUGGACAAGCUGGAGAGCCUGGGCUACCGCGUGGUCAGCAUGACCGGCGUGGGCCAGACCCUGGUCUGGUGCCUCCACAGGGAAUAGCCAGGGAGAAUCCUGCGCUCCACCCGGACAACAUCCUGCUGGAGAUCAUCUUAUAGGACUGGCAGCAAACUUUCCCCCCUUAAUUCCUUCCUGUCCCAGACUCCAGGCACUCAGGCAGGGGGAGGAAUGGCGCAGAGGCAGAGCUGGACCCAGUGGAAUUUUGCCAUCCCUGUUCCGUUUCCCAAGAGCAGGGGGAGGAAGGUAUGCCCAGAAUUUGGCAGAGGGAACAGAUGGCUCCAGCUCUGCCUUCGGCGGGAUGGCAGUCUGGCAAAUUCCAGCUUUUUCACAUUUUAAUCAUGUAUUCAGCAUGCCCUGGAGGAAGCUCAGUAUCAGCCCUGUUUGCCUCCUCCUCAGGCUGCCCAGAGAACUCCAUGCCUUCUCCUAGGCCAGGGGGUCAGGGGGGGACAGCAAGCAUGGACACCAUCCCAUCUCAUCCCUGAAAUCCCAGAGGGAACCACUAAGCCUACUCUCAGUGCUCUGAGAAUCCCUUCCCUUGGCAGCAAGGCCUGCUUCCAUCUCAGCAGCACCACCAAACUUCCAGAUCCCAGACUGACAUCUAAGCCUAAUAUGGGAUUCCCAAAAUAACACAGGAAGUGUUGUUGUGUGACUAUUGCAGGUGCAGGCUCUGAUCCCAACACUGCUGAAAUGUUUGGGACUGUGCAUGGAUUCUGCUGUGGGGGUAACACCAAUAAAACAUUGCUCCAAAGAGACCAAUGUCCUCCUGUGGGUUGUUUAAAGCUGUUGCCAAAUC